CGCAGAAAUUGCGUCACUCUUUCCCGGCUGCCACAAGAAUCAGAUACACCAGAGAUACUUAGGUGGAUAACAUAAUCCCAUACCACAACUUGAAGAAUGGUUCUCCCGACUACGACCAAACAUUACUUCUGGCCCAAAUUCGGCGCCCUUGCAAACAUCUCUUCAAAGGAAUCUAAGUUACCACCUCUCAAAUCUCACGAGGUCCUCGUCAAAAUCCAUGCUGUUUCAUUGCAGUACCGCGAUCUCAUCGUCGGCUUGAACAAAUACCACGGGGACUUCCCAGAAGAACUCGUUCCAUGCUCUGAUAUGGCUGGAGAAGUCAUCGCAAUCGGAGACGAAGCAGGAAGCCAAUGGAAAAUAGGCGAUCGUGUUUGUGCCAACUUCGCUGCCGAUCAUAUUGCUGGAGAUACCUCGCCUGAGAUUCAGAGAACCGCUCAUGGAGGAGCUGCUCACGGUGUAUUGACGCAAUACAAAGCGUUCCGUCCAUAUUCUCUUGUUCAAAUCCCUGAUCAUCUUUCGUUUGAAGAGGCAUCUACUUUGCCCUGUGCUGCCUUGACCGCAUACAACGCACUCAUGGGUCCUGUCCCUGUUAAGAGUGGCGACACCGUUCUCAUCCUUGGCACUGGCGGCGUUUCUAUUCACGGUCUCCAACUCGCGCUCGCUUCAGGGGCCCAAGUCAUAGCUACCUCUUCAUCUGACGAGAAACUGAAAAUUGCUACCAAGCUUGGUGCUCACCACGUUAUCAACUAUAAAACCACGCCUAAUUGGCACGAGGAAGUUCUUAAGCUUACCGGUGGAAGAGGUGUUGAUCAUAUUCUCGAGGUCGGGGGCUCUGACUCGCUUGACAAAUCCUUAAAAGCUGUUCGUAUUGCUGGGUGGAUCCAUACCAUUGGUUUUGUCGGUGGGGGUACCCCUACUGAGGUUGUAUUUCCCACUAUCCGAAAAGCUUGCUUCAUUCGCGGUAUCCAAAUUGGAUCUGUUGCUCAAUUCAAAGACAUGAACCGCCUGCUCUCUCUUCACCCUGAAGUGACUCGACCAGUUAUCGAUAAGGUGUUCCCUUUUGAGGAAGCACUGAAAGCUUACGAGUACUUGGAAUCUCAAGCCCAUGUAGGAAAGGUUGUUAUCAAGGUGGCGUGAAAGUGCUACGAGAUGUAACUUAUAAGAUGAGAUAGGUACAACAUAAGUGAAAUGUGAUUAUAUCGUAAA
Messenger RNA from Lentinula edodes (shiitake mushroom), 1206 nucleotides. RefSeq lists its product as uncharacterized. Gene Ontology annotation, molecular function: oxidoreductase activity. Lineage: Eukaryota; Fungi; Basidiomycota; Agaricomycetes; Agaricales; Omphalotaceae. The transcript has 10 exons. The record is from RefSeq and is a predicted model, not a curated record. The coding region runs from base 97 to 1137 and encodes 346 amino acids.